UCAAAGGGUUACCAACUUUUUGCGCCCCACAUUCUUCUCUCUCCUUCACGUGCUAUCAUUCCAUUAAUUCCCACUCACAGCACAGACAAAAGCUCAUUGGAUUUUCAGAUAACUUCCUUCUUCUUCUUCUUCUUCUCCCGUUCUCUCGUUCUCUCCUUCUUUCUUUCGUUCUUUCAACCAUUCUAAACUGCAUACCAUCCCAUGUCUCUCUGAAUUUCGAUUGAACUCCGUUUCUUUUGCUUCAAUUCUCUUCUACUGUUUUCUGGGUCUAUGCGAAAUUUUGUUUGCCGUCCUCGAUUCUAUGGCUGCCAAGGCUUCCACCCACAUGUUUCAGAACGGUGGCGAUAUCAGUCGCCAAGAAAUUCAAGCGGCCAUUGCUAAAGCUGUCGAGCUUAGGGCUCUUCAUGCCGCUCUUAUGCAAGGAAGUAGCCCUUCUAAUGUUCGAUUCCCUUCGGCUUCUCCUGUUUCUCAGGCUGCUUCUCAAUUCUCUGCGCAAGAUUACCCUGUUUUUACCCCUAGUUAUGAAGAUGAACCGACGAAUGGCUACCACCAAGUUCCGAUGAGAAUUGGGACUUUUUCAGAAACCUGGGAUGAGUAUGGAUUAGGAGGUGGAGGAAAUGAAGAUGAAACAGUUUUAUCUGAUUAUAGGAAGGAGAUUUCAAAAGGGUUGGGUUCUGAUUUCACAAAUUCUGAACCCCAUAUUUGUCCUGCUGAAGAACACAAAGCUCUCACUGGAUCUGCAGUUCAAACAUCACCUGUGAAUGAUUACUUCAAAUCAUCCAGGAGGAACAGUUUGGGGGACUCGAAAUCAAUUUCUUCGUGCAAUCGCUGCAGGCCUGCAACUAUCACAAAGGAGAGUGAUAAUGCAGCAAAGAACAGCAGGCUUUCGAACACCAUAGUGCCAUUGACAGAUUCCCACUUGGCAACACAAUCGCAACCCAAAAGCCGGGGAGUGAUUUCGUGGCUGUUUCCACGGUUAAAGAAGAAGAACAAGAAUGAGAAUUCCCCAAACAGGACAGAGUCAGAGGAUGUCUCUCAGAUUUUUAAGGAUUUGGGGAUAGUGUCAAUUGAAACAUUGAAGAAAGAAUUGAUUGAGGCAAAUGAGACGAGAGAUGCUGCAUUGAUGGAGGUGGGUGAGGUGAAGUCGUCUUUAGGUGAGCUGAGGCAGAAGCUGGAGGGGUUAGAGAGUUACUGUGAGGAGCUAAAGAGAGCUUUGAAGCAAGCCACAAAUGCAAGAGAUCUCCAAACUGUUACCGAUUUGCCAAAGAAAAUAGCAUUGAGCGCAGGGACGAACGGUGAGAAUCAAAUGCCAGUGAGUGAGGAAGUAAUGGUGGAAGGGUUCUUGCAGAUAGUAUCAGAAGCAAGGCUAUCAGUAAAGCAAUUCUGCAAGACACUUGUAAGCCAGAUUGAAGAAACUGAUAGCACCCUGAUGGAGAAUUUGAACGCACUUCUUCAACCUUACAAGUUAGCUCUAAACUCCAAGUACUCAAGAGCUGUUUUGUACCAUUUAGAGGCUAUUAUCAAUCAGGCACUGUACCAAGAUUUUGAGAAUUGUGUGUUUCAAAAGAACGGCUCCCCCAAGCUGUUAGAUCCUCAACAAGAUCGGGAAGCGAAGUUCUCGUCGUUCGUGGCGCUGCGAAAUCUCAGCUGGAAUGAAGUGUUGAGGAAGGGAACAAAGUACUACAGUGAAGAGUUCAGCAAGUUUUGUGAUCAAAAGAUGAGCUGCAUCAUCACAACACUGAAUUGGACAAGACCAUGGCCAGAGCAACUGCUUCAAGCAUUCUUUGUAGCUGCGAAAUGCAUUUGGCUGCUUCACUUGCUGGCCUUCUCAUUCGAUCCACCACUUAAGAUCCUGAGGGUGGAAGAGAACAGAAGCUUUGAUCCGAGUUACAUGGAAGACAUGUUUGCAGAGAGGCAGAGAAAUGGUCCGAGUCGGGUUAAGAUCAUGGUGAUGCCAGGGUUUUAUGUACAAGACAGAAUUUUAAGAUGUAAAGUUGUUUGCAGGUACAAGUCACCUGCUUAAGGUAUUUGGAGAUUGUUCUUAUAUGUAUAAAUAAGAAUGGGUGUAGAAAAUCAAUCAAAUUUAGUGAAAUAUUUGCUCCUGUGUUCCAAUUA
Molecule: messenger RNA, 2115 nt
Organism: Cucurbita moschata (crookneck pumpkin)
Lineage: Eukaryota; Viridiplantae; Streptophyta; Magnoliopsida; Cucurbitales; Cucurbitaceae
Product: IRK-interacting protein
Exons: 2
Coding region: 302-2023 (573 amino acids)
Source: RefSeq, a predicted model, not a curated record